AUGCUGUCUACGAACGUUCUGGUGGUGAUUGGCAGUGGUGGCAUGGGUCUGCCCAUCGCUCGUCGUCUAGGCGUUGGCCGACAGGUUUUACUCGCAGACUUUUCGGCCGACAACCUCUCGACAGCCGAGAAAGCGCUGCUGGAUGAAGGCUACUCGGUCCACACAGCGCAUCUGGACGUCGCGAACUUUACGUCGGUCAGUGAGCUGGCGCAGAAAGCCGCGACGCUCGGCAACGUCGAGACAAUCAUUCACGCCGCUGGCGUCGGGCCCUCUGCUGGCUCUGCUCGCCGCGUGUACGAGAUCGAUCUCCUCGGCACCGUCAACGUCAUUGAAGCUUUCCUGCCCGUCGUACAGGCUGGGUCAAAUCUGGUCUGCAUCUCCAGCAUGGCUGGCCACUUGUGCCCGCCUCUCGAUCCAGAAUUCGAACGACAUCUGGCGACCGCGCCGCGGGAACAGGUUCUGGUUCAUGAGAGUCUCAACAUCGAUGAGCCUGGUCCUCAAGCUGCAGCAGCUGCGUAUGGCUUGUCCAAGCGUGGGAACAUUGUCCGCGUGCAGGCUUCCGCGGGAGCAUGGGGUCUCAAGGGGGCUCGGAUCAACUCCGUGAGCCCAGGCGUGAUUUCAACUGAGCUUGGCCGUCAGGAAAUGGCUGGGCCUGCCGGGAAGUUCGUCAAGUCAUCCCCGGCGGGCAGGGCUGGCUCACCAGAAGACAUUGUCAACGCCGUUUCGUUCUUGGUCAAUCCAGCAUCUUGUUUCAUCACUGGAGCUGACAUCCUGGUUGACGGAGGUGCUGCCUCCUCCGUACGGUGGAUGAAGCGUUGA
Molecule: messenger RNA, 819 nt
Organism: Colletotrichum karsti
Lineage: Eukaryota; Fungi; Ascomycota; Sordariomycetes; Glomerellales; Glomerellaceae
Product: short-chain dehydrogenase reductase sdr
Exons: 1
Coding region: 1-819 (272 amino acids)
Cellular component (GO): intracellular anatomical structure
Molecular function (GO): oxidoreductase activity, acting on NAD(P)H, oxygen as acceptor
Source: RefSeq, a predicted model, not a curated record